AUUAAGUAGAGGUGGAUUUGUUUCUACAUGAGAAAAUAAAAUGUCGACGCGAAAACUUUUCAUUCAUUAGUCAACCAGAAUAUAGACAUUCUUUGUUUGUAAAAAAAAGUCUUGUAAAAAUUAAAAAUCAAUUAUCAAAAUUAAUAAUUAAAUGUAUUAAAUAAAGAUUGUGUGUGACAGAAACAAAUUAGUGAGAUCUCUUGAUACAGGAAAAUAUCAUCACAAUGGAUAACGGCGAGCAAGAUGCUGGUUUCCGAUUGGCACCGAUGUCUCCGCAGGAGAUAAAGCCAGACAUUUCACUGCUUAAUGAAAAUAAUACAAGUAGUUAUUCACCUAAACCUGGAAGUCCUAAUCCAUUUGCCAUUGGAUUACAGGCAAUAAAUGCAGUCGCUGCCGCGAAUGCCAACAACCAAAAUCAAAUGUUGCAAACUACGCCACCACAACAGCAGCAGUAUCCACCAAAUCACCCACUUAGUGGUUCGAAACACUUGUGUUCCAUUUGUGGCGAUCGCGCCAGUGGAAAACAUUAUGGUGUCUACAGUUGUGAGGGUUGUAAAGGGUUUUUCAAACGUACAGUACGCAAGGAUUUGACAUAUGCUUGUCGUGAGGACAGAAAUUGCAUUAUAGAUAAACGACAAAGAAAUCGCUGCCAGUAUUGUCGUUAUCAAAAGUGUUUAGCUUGUGGCAUGAAACGCGAAGCGGUCCAAGAGGAACGACAACGAGGUACUCGUGCGGCUAACGCUAGAGCUGCAGGUGCUGGUGGUGGAGGAGGAGGUGGUGGAGGGGUAAGCAAUGUAGUUGGUGCUGGCGGAGAAGACUUUAAACCCAGCAGUUCAUUACGUGAUCUCACUAUCGAACGCAUCAUUGAGGCCGAGCAAAAAGCCGAAUCACUGAGCGGUGAUAAUGUGUUGCCCUUUUUGCGCGUAGGCAACAAUUCCAUGGUUCAACAUGACUACAAAGGCGCUGUAUCUCAUCUCUGCCAGAUGGUUAACAAACAACUCUUCCAAAUGGUUGAAUAUGCACGUCGUACACCACAUUUUACACAUUUGCAACGUGAGGACCAGAUACUUUUGCUAAAGGCUGGCUGGAAUGAAUUGCUGAUUGCAAAUGUUGCCUGGUGCAGUAUUGAGUCUCUUGAUGCCGAAUAUGCCUCGCCUGGCACGGUACAUGACGGUUCUUUUGGUCGGCGUUCACCAGUGCGUCAGCCCCAACAACUCUUCCUUAAUCAGAAUUUCUCGUAUCAUCGCAAUAGUGCUAUUAAAGCCAAUGUUGUUUCGAUUUUCGAUCGCAUCCUUUCGGAGUUGAGCAUCAAAAUGAAACGUCUUAACAUCGAUCGCUCGGAGUUGUCGUGUCUGAAGGCAAUCAUACUCUUCAAUCCUGAUAUACGCGGUCUCAAAUGCCGCGCCGACGUUGAGGUAUGUCGUGAAAAAAUUUAUGCCUGUCUGGACGAACACUGCCGCACAGAACAUCCAGGUGAUGAUGGUCGUUUUGCUCAACUACUGCUAAGGUUGCCCGCUUUACGUUCCAUCAGUCUCAAAUGUCUCGAUCAUUUGUUUUUCUUCCGUUUAAUAGGCGAAAGAGCAUUGGAGGAAUUAAUUGCUGAGCAAUUGGAAGCUCCCAUAUGCUAAGAAUUUACGAAAGUUGUACUAAAGUUAGACACAACAUCCAAAGGAUUGUGUUGUGAAAUGAAUGACGAUAGAGAAAUUAUUUGGUGGUGCUUCUAAGUAUCUAUCUUGAAAUUAAAAGAUUAAUGAAAAACAAAACGGAAAACACAAUAUACACAAAGACACAUCCAUACACACCCAAUACUGAUAGCAACAAUAAUUGUUGAAUUGAUGGCUUUGUUGGUGGUGGCUGUGUAAAGAAGAAUUUAUUCCCCAAAAUCUGGACUUACCUUUAAUUUUAAGCUCUUAAUAUGUGAUUGAGUUUUCGCUGCAUUUCCUUAACCUUUUCACACAGUCUCCAAUAGUCUGUUAAUGGUGAUGAAGAUGAUAAUCAUCUAAAGUUAUUUUGCAAACCAAACAAAACGGAUGCUUAAGAACAAAUACAAUUUAUAAUAAUCUCAACAAAUGACUUUAUUUCAACAAUAACAGCUGAAAUUCUUAUAUGUACAUGUAUUUUAGUUAAAAUAUGCCUUUAAUGUAAAUCAUAUAGAAUUUACUUAUAUUUUAUUUAAAAUUUUUUAAGUUUUUAUCGUUUUAAAUCUACCUUUUUUCAAAAUUCGAUACGAAUGAAUUUAAAGUUUCAAUUGUUUAGUUAAAUAGUUUGACAAAAAUACUUAUUACAAUAUCACGUUUACGUUUUUUACUCCUUUAAUUUAGUUAUAAAUAUGUUUUUAUUGUGUAUUAUAUUAAUGAAAACUGAUAUACAUACUAACACUUAUACAUAGAUAUAUUAUACAUACAAACAUAUUAAUAUAUUAUUAAAUAUAGAUAUAUUUUA
Messenger RNA from Lucilia sericata (common green bottle fly), 2442 nucleotides. It is a transcript of the gene usp, whose product is annotated as protein ultraspiracle. Gene Ontology annotation, biological process: anatomical structure development; cell differentiation; cellular response to ecdysone. Bases 225 to 1628 code for a protein of 467 amino acids. Gene Ontology annotation, cellular component: activator ecdysone receptor complex; nucleus. The transcript is spliced from 2 exons. The record is from RefSeq and is a predicted model, not a curated record. Lineage: Eukaryota; Metazoa; Arthropoda; Insecta; Diptera; Calliphoridae. Gene Ontology annotation, molecular function: RNA polymerase II cis-regulatory region sequence-specific DNA binding; nuclear steroid receptor activity; zinc ion binding.